AUGCGCGCCUUUGCUGCCAUUGCUGCCGUUGCAGCCCUCGUUGGCUUCACCAACGCCGAUCUCACCCACUCCGAGAUGGCCAACGACACCUCGGUCAGCACCCUCGCCGCCGGCGGCUUCUCCUGCGCCAAGCUCAAGCCGCACCUCAACAAGGCCGACUGCGAGUACAUGUCCAAGAUUGGCAUCCGCGGGCAGGGCGAAAACGCGCUCUCGCCCAACGGCAAGGCCUGGAUCGGCACCCAGGGGCCCUACACCUUCAAGUUCACCAACAACGCCAUCCACCCGGCCGCGCGCCCCGUCACGCUCAUCCUCUGGACGUGGCAGAACGCGCAGGACUACCAGGCCAUGUGCGUCAACGUGCGCGCGCCCAAGAUCAGCGUCUCCCUGCCGCGCCCCGGCGACUCCAUCACCAUCUCGCUCGCCGCCGGCGUCACCGGCGCGUUCGCCUCGCUCGACGGCCACGAGACGCGCCUCAACAACGUCGGCCAGGUGGACAACACCUGGGGCGAGUUCAACACGGGCAGCUACGCCACGUUUGACGUCUCGCGCGAGGUCAACAGCAAGGGCCACGCCAUGGACAUUCGCGGCAGCAACGGCUGCGUGUCCAACCUGGUGACGUGCGUCUUCAAGUGCAAGGACGCCAACGCGAGGACGUGCGGCGCCGCGGGCUCGUACCACCUCGUCAACUGCGGCGGCAAGAACCCCGGCGCGCACACGGACAAUGGCGGCGCCGACGGUGGCUGCGGCGGCUGGGGCAGCGGCCGCAAGCAUCUCGAUGUUCUCCUCCGCUGGGCCAAAUAA
This is a messenger RNA of Akanthomyces muscarius, 801 nucleotides long. RefSeq lists its product as uncharacterized. The transcript has 2 exons. Lineage: Eukaryota; Fungi; Ascomycota; Sordariomycetes; Hypocreales; Cordycipitaceae. The coding region runs from base 1 to 801 and encodes 266 amino acids. The record is from RefSeq and is a predicted model, not a curated record.